Messenger RNA from Peromyscus eremicus (cactus mouse), 8024 nucleotides. RefSeq names its product stabilin 2 (gene Stab2). The record is from RefSeq and is a predicted model, not a curated record. NCBI's taxonomy places the organism in Eukaryota, Metazoa, Chordata, Mammalia, Rodentia, Cricetidae. Gene Ontology annotation, biological process: cell adhesion. Bases 1 to 7683 code for a protein of 2560 amino acids. The transcript has 69 exons. Gene Ontology annotation, molecular function: calcium ion binding; hyaluronic acid binding.
AUGGGAAGGAGCAAGCUUUUCCUCAGCAUGCUGCCGCCUUUAAUCCCUCUCUUCCUGGGGCUGGUUGUGCAAAACACCUUGCCCUCUGCUGAAGCCGCAGGACUGGCAAAAAGGUGUGACAAGAAGUCUUUUCUAACGAUCAGGACGGAGUGCCAAGCCUGCUCGGUUAACAUUGCAGCCAAGUGUCCAGACGGUUACACCAAGAUUACCAAUGACUCUUUUGGAGUUCGAGACUGCAGGUACUCCAUUGAGAUCAGAACAUACUCCCUGUCUGUCCCUGGAUGCCGCCAUAUAUGUAGGAAGGACUACCUACAACCUCUAUGUUGUCCAGGCCACUGGGGCCCAGACUGCAUGGAAUGCCCAGGAGGAGCAGAGUCACCGUGCAGUGGCAGAGGCAUUUGUGAUGACGGCAUGGGAGGAACUGGAAGCUGCUCCUGCCGAGCGGGCUUUAGUGGAACAGCCUGUGAAACCUGUGCUGCUGACAAUGUUUUCGGGCCCAAUUGUUCAGCAGUGUGCAACUGUACCCACGGUGUGUGCAACAGCGGACUCAAUGGUGACGGGACCUGCGAGUGCUUCUCUGCAUACAGAGGCCCCAGGUGUGACAAGCCCAUCCCUGAGUGUGCCGCCUUGCUCUGCCCAGAAAACUCCAGAUGCUCACCUUCCAGCAAAGAUGAAACCCAACUCAAAUGCAAAUGCCUUCCCGGUUACGAAGGCGAUGGCCAACACUGCAAACCCAUCAACCCGUGUUUAAAAAACAUCUGUCACCCUCACGCGAGUUGUUCCUACCUGGGACCAAAUCGGCACAGUUGCUCAUGCCAAAAAGGCUACGUCGGGGAUGGUCAAGUGUGUCUUCCAGUAGACCCUUGCCAAACAAACUUUGGAAACUGCCCUACAAAGUCUACAGUGUGCAGAUACGAUGGGCCUGGACAGUCUCACUGCGAGUGUAAAGAACAUUACCGUGAUUUUGUACCAGGAGUGGGGUGCAGUAUGACCAACGUCUGUGAAUCAAACAACCCAUGUCAUAAGAAUGCCAACUGCAGCACCAUCGCACCAGGCCAGACCCAAUGCACUUGCCAGAAAGGAUACAUGGGCGACGGCCUGACCUGCUAUGGAAGCAUCAUGGAGAGACUCAGAGAGUUAAACACUGAACCCAGAGGAGUGUGGCAGGGAAGGCUGACCUCUUUCAUCUCAAUCCUGGACAGAACCUAUGCCUGGCCAUUGAGCAACCUGGGACCCUUCACUGUGCUGCUGCCCUCAGACACGGCAUUGAAAGGAUUCGACGUAAAGGAGCUUUUGAAGGACAGCGAGGCUGCUCGGUAUUUUGUGAAGCUCCACAUCAUUGCUGGGCAGAUGAGCACGGAGCAGAUGAACGACACAGACAUCUUCUAUACGUUGACUGGAAAGUCAGGGGAAAUCUUCAACAGGGAUGAGGACAAUCAACUAAAGCUCCAACUUCGUGGAGGCAAAAAGGUGAAAAUAAUCCAGGGGAACAUCGUUGCUUCAAAUGGGCUUAUACACAUCCUUGACAGAGCCAUGGACAAGACAGAGGCCACACUUGAGAGCAACCCCAAGCAAACCAUAAUGAAAAUGCUACAACCAAGAUUCAGCAAGUUCCGAUCUCUGUUAGAGGCAACCAAUGUCGAACAGGCCCUAAAUGAGGGUGGUGUUGGUGGUCCAUACACCGUUUUCGUUCCAAGUAACGAAGCAUUGGAUAACAUGAAGGCGGGCACCAUGGAUUACCUCCUUUCUCCAGAGGGCUCUCGGAAACUUCUGGAACUCGUCAGAUACCACAUUGUCUCAUUUACCCAGCUGGAGGUGACCACUCUCAUUUCGAUGGCUCGCAUCAGGAGCAUGGCCAAUCAGAUCAUACAGUUCAGCGUAACCCGCAAUGGACAGAUUCUGGCAAAUGACGCGGCCGUGGAAGAAACUGAGGUCAUUGCCCAAAAUGGCCGAAUUUACACACUGAACGGAGUCCUCAUUCCUCCCUCCAUCGUCCCAAUUCUUCCCCAUCGAUGUGAUGAGACCAAGAGAGAAAUGAUAUUGGGCACUUGUGUGGGCUGUUCCCUGAUACGUUGGAGCAAGUGUCCGGCUGACUCUGAGCGCACAGCCCUCUUCACAAGCAAAUGUUUCUACAGAAGCAGAACACAGAACCUGAAAAGUGGCUGUGCCCAAUACUGUAAUGCUACCGUGAAGAUACCAAAAUGCUGUAGUGGCUUCUUCGGGCCUGACUGCAACCCGUGUCCAGGAGGCUUCUUGAAACCGUGUUCUGGAAAUGGGCAUUGCAUAGAUGGCCUCGGCGGCAACGGGACCUGCCUUUGUGAGGAUGGCUUCCAAGGUUCCAAGUGUCAGUUCUGCUCCGACCCCAACCGAUACGGACCUCAGUGUAACAGAACCUGUCUGUGUGUGCAUGGCGCAUGUGAUAACCGCGUGGACAGUGACGGCGCCUGCCUCCCAGGAACGUGUGGAGAGGGCACAACCGGGAGGCUCUGUGACAGGCAGCCUGCAGCCUGUGGGCCCUAUGUGCAGCUCUGUCACGUCCACGCCACCUGUGACUACAGCAGCGGGACAGCCAGCUGUGUCUGCAACGAGGGCUAUGAAGGGGACGGAAUUCUCUGUUCUAAGAAGGACCCUUGCACGGGAUCAACCUCCAGAGGAGGCUGUAGUCAAAAUGCAGAGUGCAUCCAAACUGGCACAGGGCCACACGUCUGUGUGUGCCAGCAGGGAUGGACAGGGGACGGAAGGGACUGUGUGGAGAUCAACAACUGCCUGCUGCCCAGCGCAGGCGGCUGCCAUGACAAUGCCACCUGUUUAUAUGUAGGCCCUGGGCAGAAUGAAUGUGAGUGCAAGGAAGGAUUUCGGGGAAACGGGAUUGACUGUGAACCAGUCAUUUCAUGCUUGGAACAAGCAGAGAAGUGUCACCCUCUGGCUACCUGUCAGUCUGCUGCUUCUGGUGUUUGGAGCUGCGUUUGUCAAGAGGGCUAUGAAGGAGAUGGCCUCUCGUGCUAUGGAAAUGUGCUCAUGGGAUUGUCCCUUCUCUCUGAAGCGGCUGGAUUUUACCAGUGGAUAAAUAAUGCUUCCCUGCAAUCCAUGUUAUCUGCCACCUCGAACCUCACUGUCCUCGUGCCUUCCCAGCAAGCCAUUGAGGACAUGGACAAGAAUGAGAAAACCUUCUGGUUGUCACGGAACAAUAUUCCAGCCCUGAUAAAAUAUCACACACUACUAGGCACAUAUGGAGUGGCCGAUCUGCAGAUCCUGUCAUCCUCUGCCAUGCUAGCAACAUCCUUGCAAGGAAGCUUCCUUCAACUGGACAAGGCAGACGGGAAUAUCACAAUUGAGGGGGCAUCCAUUGUGGAUGGCGACAACGCAGCCACAAACGGAGUGAUACAUGUCAUCAACAAGGUGCUGAUCCCCCAAAGAAGUCUAACUGGCUCUUUACCAAACCUGCUCACCCGUCUGGACCAGAUGCCUGACUAUUCCAUCUUCCGAGGCUAUAUCAUUCAAUACAAUCUGGCAGAUGCAAUCGAGGCUGCAGAUGCUUACACUGUGUUUGCUCCAAACAAUGAAGCCAUCGAGAAUUUUAUCAGAGAAAAGAAAUCCAUGUCUCUAAAGGAAGACAUACUUCGGUACCACGUGGUCCUGGACGAGAAGCUCCUGAAGAAUGACUUGCACAAUGGCAUGCACCGAGAGACCAUGCUGGGGUUCUCCUACCUCCUCGGCUUCUUUCUCCGCAAUGACCAGCUGUAUGUAAAUGAAGUUCCAAUAAACUACACCAAUGUGGCCACUGACAAAGGAGUGAUCCAUGGUCUGGGGAAAGUUCUGGAAAUUCAGAAGAAUAGAUGUGACAGUAAUGACACCAUUAUUGUGAAAGGAAGUUGUGGGACGUGUUUCCAGCAACCAAUCUGCCCACUUGGAACAAAACCAUCCGGCGAGACAAGGAAAUGCAUCUAUACCAUUUACUUCAUGGGGAAGCGCUCCGUAUUCAUUGGGUGCCAGCCAAAGUGUAUGAGAACCAUCAUCACGAGAGGAUGCUGUGCUGGCUUCUUUGGCCCACAAUGCCAAGCCUGCCCCGGGGAAGGUCAGAACGUGUGCUCUGGGAAUGGCUUCUGUCUGGAUGGCGUGAAUGGCACUGGCGUGUGCCAAUGUGGGCAGGGCUUCAAUGGGACAGCCUGCGAGACCUGCGCAGAGGGCAAGUAUGGUGUCCACUGUGACCAAGCGUGCUCUUGUGUCCAUGGGAGAUGUAACCAAGGACCCUCAGGAGAUGGCUCCUGCGACUGUGAUGUCGGCUGGCGAGGCGUGAACUGUGACAGCGAGAUCACGAAAGACAACUGCAAUGGGACCUGCCACACCAGUGCCAACUGCCUUCUCGAUCCAGAUGGCAAGGCCUCGUGCAAAUGUGCGGCGGGAUUCCAAGGGAAUGGAACAGUCUGCACAGCCAUCAAUGCCUGUGAGAUCAGCAAUGGAGGAUGCUCUGCCAAGGCUGACUGUAAAAGAACCACCCCAGGAAGUCGGGUGUGUGUGUGCAAGGCGGGCUAUACAGGAGACGGCAUCAUAUGCCUCGAGAUAAACCCGUGUUUGGAGAACAAUGGCGGCUGUGACAAGAACGCGGAGUGCACACAGACAGGGCCCAGUCAGGCCGUCUGUAACUGCUUGCCAAAGUACACUGGAGAUGGGAAGGCUUGCACACUCAUCGAUGUCUGUUUAACCAAUAAUGGCGGCUGCAGCCCAUUUGCCACCUGCAAUCACACCGGACAAGGUGAAAGGAUAUGCACCUGCAAGCAGAACUACAGGGGAGAUGGACUCACCUGCCGUGGCAGCAUCUACCGGGAACUUUCUAAGGACCCAACAACUUCGCAGUAUUUCUUCCAGUUGCAGGAGCACGCUGUCCAAGAGCUGGCUGGACCCGGUCCCUUCACCGUGUUUGUGCCGUCUUCUGCUUCCUUCAGUCAGGAGCCCAGGAUCAAAGACUGGGACCAGCAGGGCCUCAUGUCCCAAGUUCUUCGGUACCACAUGGUCGCCUGCCAGCAGCUGCUGCUGGAGAACCUCAAAGUGACCACAAGUGCUGUGACCCUCCAGGGCGAGCCGAUCUCCAUCUCUGUCUCUCAGGAUACCGUGUACAUAAACAAUAAGGCAAAGGUCCUGGCUGGUGACAUCAUCAGCACCAAUGGAGUCAUCCACAUCAUCGACAAAUGGCUGUCUCCCCAGCACUUGCUUGUCACCCCCAAAGAUGCUUCAGGCAAGGUUCUGCAGAAUCUUACUACAGUGGCAAUGAACCAAGGAUAUACCAGAUUCAGCAAGUUAAUACAGGACUCAGGCUUGCUGAGUGUCAUCACUGACCCCAUCCACACCCCAGUCACUCUCUUCUGGCCCACGGACAAAGCCCUCCAAGCCAUACCCCAGGAGCAACAGGACUUCCUGUUCAAUGAAGACAACAAGGACAAGCUGAAGGAGUAUCUGAAGUUCCACGUGAUCCGAGACUCCAGGGCUUCGGCGUCAGACCUGCCCAGGUCUGAUUCCUGGAAGACACUGCAAGGUUCAGAGCUGAGUGUGAAGUGUGGGACUGGCAGUGACAUCGGCGAGCUCUUUCUCAAUGGACAAAUGUGCAGGAUCAUACAGCGGGAGCUCCUGUUUGACCUGGGCGUGGCCUACGGCAUCGACUGCCUGCUAACGGAUCCCACCCUGGGUGGCCGAUGUGACACCUUCACCGCCUUCAAUGUCACGGGGGACUGCGGGAGCUGUGUCACUACGCCCGGAUGCCCGCCGUGGAGCAAACCAAAGGGUGUGACACAGAACUGUCUCUACAACCCACUGCCCUUCAGGAGGAGCCUGGAAGGCUGCCAGCAGCUGUGCUCCCUGGUGAUCCCGCUCCCCAGGUGCUGCAAAGGUUACUUCCUGCCACACUGUCAGGCCUGCCCUGGAGGACCAGAUACGCCAUGUAAUAACCGGGGUGUCUGCCGUGAUAUGUACUCGACCACAGGACAGUGCAAGUGCAACACCGGAUUCAACGGGACCGCUUGCGAGCUGUGCUGGCCAGGGAGAUUUGGGCCUGACUGUCAGCCCUGUGGCUGCUCAGAGCAUGGGCGGUGUGACGAGGGAAUCACGGGCUCUGGGCAGUGCUUCUGUGCAGCAGGGUGGACAGGCCGCUUCUGCGACACUCUCACAGUUGUGGUUCCGGUGUGCAUCCCUCCUUGUUCUGUGCAUGCCACGUGUACAGAGAACAACACGUGUGUGUGUAACUUGAAUUACGAAGGUGAUGGAAUCAAGUGCACUGUUGUGGAUUUCUGCAGACAGAACAAUGGGGGCUGUGCAAAGGUCGCCAAGUGCUCCCAGAAGGGCACGCAAGUCUCCUGCAGCUGCCAGAAGGGCUACCAGGGGGACGGCCAGAGCUGCACAGAGAUAGACCCCUGUGCGGAUGGUGUCAACGGUGGGUGUCAUGAGCAUGCCACCUGCAGGAUGACUGGCCCAGGCAAGCACAAGUGUGAAUGUAAGAGUCAUUAUGUGGGGGACGGACUGGACUGUGAGCCCAAACGGCUACCCCUGGACCGCUGCUUACAGGACAAUGGACAGUGCCACCCAGAUGCCAACUGUGUGGACCUUCACUUCCAGGACACGACUGUUGGGGUUUUCCAUCUGCGCUCCCCUCUGGGCCAGUACAAACUGACCUUUGACAAAGCCAAAGAGGCCUGUGCCAACGAGGCUGCAUCCAUGGCCACCUACAAGCAGCUCUCCUAUGCCCAGAAGGCCAGCUAUCACCUCUGCUCAGCUGGCUGGCUGGAGGGUGGCCGGGUUGCCUACCCCACGACCUAUGCCUCUCAGAAGUGUGGUUCGAACGUUGUUGGGAUAGUGGACUAUGGAAUCAGGCCCAACAAGAGUGAAAUGUGGGAUGUCUUCUGUUACCGGAUGAAAGAUGUGAACUGCACCUGCAAGGCAGGCUAUGUGGGAGAUGGCUUCUCGUGCAGUGGGAACCUGCUUCAAGUCCUCAUGUCCUUAUCCUCGCUCAGGAACUUCCUGACGGAGGUGCUGGCUUAUUCCAGAAGCUCAGCCCGAGGCCAGGCGUUUCUGAAACACUUGACUGACCUGUCCAUCCGUGGUACCCUGUUCGUGCCACAGAACAGUAGGCUGCUGGGAAAUAAGAGCCUGUCCGGGCGGGACAUCGAACACCACCUCACUAAUGUCAGCAUCUCUUUUUACGACGACCUUGUCAAUGGUACCAUUCUGAGGACCCGGCUGGGAAGCCAGCUGCUCAUCACCUCCAGCCAGGACCAGCUCCGCCAGGAGACCAGGUUUGUGGAUGGAAGAGCCAUUGUGCAGUGGGACAUCAUCGCCUCCAACGGGCUCAUUCAUGUCAUUUCUGAGCCUUUGAAAGCACCUCCCAUGCCAGCGACUCGUGCCCACGCUGGCCUGGGGACAGGUAUAGUCUGUGCCAUCGUCCUGGUCCCGGGUGCAAUUGCUCUGGCUGCCUAUUCUUACUUCCGACUAAACCGGAGAGCAGCUGGCUUCCAGCGCUUUGAGUCGGAAGAGGAUAUCGAUGUCUCGGCUUUUGGCAAGCAGCAGCCUGAGAAUAUCUCAAACCCUGUGUAUGAGACAUCAACGUCGGCACCCCCUGAGUCCUCCUGUGACCCCUUCACAGACUCUGAAGAACAGGAGAUGGAGAGCAGCGACCCUCUGGGGGCACUGAGGGCCUGAUGUGAGCAGCCAACAGCCACUGGGACACGAACCCCUGAGCCAUCACAGUCCUCUGUGAAUUCUCCACACCGGUUGUCUCUUGGAUCAUGUAUCGUUUUAAGCUAUGAUACACUCAGAAGCCAUACCUCACCUCUCUGGUUAACAUGGGGUUGUUCCCAUGGGUAAGGCGCCAUGUUAGCAGGACCAUGCAGGGGAACCUCCUCCUCUGAGCCUCUACUGUGGUUCUCUGCACGUUCCAGAUGGCACCUGCUCUGUUCUGUCUUGUCUUGCUGGUAACUGUGACCCUGUGGUAUUUUCCUGUUGACUAUGAGUGCCUAACACAGGGCUUCACUUCAUGUACU